AUGAUGCUCAUGCAGGGGGCGGAACCAGAUCAGCCCAGCUCCAAAGGAAGAACCGCCAAGGAUUUCGCACGGCUCAAGGGACACCAAAAGGUGUUGGACAUCCUCGAGUCGGAUCUGAAGGUGGUGGGCUUGAAGAAAGCCUUAGAGCUGAUGGCUCCCAAGGAUGUGCCAAUGGACAGUGAAGCACUAUCCAGCACGGCGUAUCCCUCCAGUGAACGAGCUGGACAGGAACGAUACCCGAUGCCACGACACAUUCCCAAGGCGCGUUGGCUGCAGCAACUGGCCGUGGCUUCACCAAGCCGCAGUGAAAAGGCCUUGGCGGCCGUUGUGGUGCAGUUGGCCACUGCCGAUUUGCCGGUGCAGCCUCUGGGGCCCGUGGUGAACGUGCACUGUCUGCGUCAUCAGCUGCUAGGGCGGUGGCAAUUCUUUUUAGGCCCUGCGCAGAAGGAGCGUUCCUCCUGCGGCCAUGCGCGACCUGAUGUGGCGGAGCGACAACCGCCGCUGAGUUUGCUGCAAAACACCACCCUGCGGGAGGUGGAACUGUUGGAUCCAAACGUGGCACAUUCGGAGCAGCAACGUGGGAGAUGGACCAUGAUCUACGACGAAGCCUUUGAGGUCAAAGUGGACGGCUUGUCCUUCUUGGCCUUCUCCAGAUUCGAGCUACAGCCUACAGCUGGAGGGCUGCGCAACGUGUCCCACUGCGGCGAAACGCAGCUGGGAUGGUAUCGCAACGAGCUGGGCACGGCCUGGGGCUGUUUCUAUGCCAAGAAAGUGGAGCCGGUGGAUCCCGUGGAGGCGCCAGUGCCGGUGCCGUCCUCACAGCUGGCAGCGACUCCCGCGUUGCCGGCAGAAGAGCAAUGGUCCUUUGUGGCCACGGUGAAUCUGAUACAAGACCUGUGGAAGGCGAGGGUCUACGAGCGCUUCGUCAACAAGACGCUGCGGGAGCUGAACGGCAUGGCCGGCAUCUUCCGGCGCUUCACGCGCGCCAAGAGUCGGGAGGCGGAUCCCUACUUCGGAUCCAAUCCUCUCAGCUUCCUUCAGCGCGCACGAGCCAAGAGCAAGGCGGUCAAGGGACGGAGGCCCCUCCCUACGCAGUGGGAUUGGCGGAAUGUCUCUGGAAGGAACUAUUUGGAUGCGGUGAUCGAUCAGGGCACCUGUGGCUCCUGCUACAUGGUGGCAACCACGCACAUGUUGGCUGCCAGAUAUCGCAUCAAGUACCAAGACCCAGGCUUUGAAGGUGCCACUCCCGACUCUGAGGAAGCUCAGGCGCGCUGUCAGCCGUUCAGCCCUGGCGCAGGCUUUUCCUUCAACUUUCCCCUCUUCUGCUCAGAGUACAACCAGGGCUGCGAGGGCGGCUAUGCCUUUCUCGCGGCGCGCUGGGCCUCGGACGUGGGGCUGGUGCCGAAGAAUUGCAGCGACGAGGACCCACAGGUCGGAGACGUGACCGUGACCUUUUUGGGACAGGGGCUGAAGAAUUCCUGUGAGCUGAAGUGCUCCGUCUCCAGCCUUUCCCAGACUUGGAAGGCUGUCGAUCAUCACUACGUGGGCGGCUACUACGGUGCCGCCAGUGAAGAGGAGAUGAAACGAGAACUGGUGGAGGAUGGUCCUCUGGUGGUGUCCUUUGAGCCCCAGAGCGACCUGAUGUACUACAGCGGUGGCAUCUACUCCAGCGCUGCGCAUCAGCGGGCCGAGUGGGAACCCGUGGACCAUGCCGUGCUGCUGGUGGGUUAUGGUUCCGAGAAUGGACGAGACCUGGUCGUGGGGAUGGUGGGGGGGCUUCGGAAGUCUGGGAAAAUGUUUGGAAAACGAUGGGAAAACCCACAAGACCAUUGGGAGAAUUCAGAAAAUGUUGGGAGAAUUCUAGAAAGACUGGUUGGUGGUUUGGAACAUCAUAUUUUUCAGAGGGGUGGCUCAACCACCAACCAGAAGAGAUUGGAGAAGAAUUUCAGCUCCGUAUCUUUCCGCUGUUGUCCGGAAACUGGUAACGUUCUUGGCUGCAGAUCUCGACCUCGCGGGGUUUGA
Cladocopium goreaui is the source of this 2022-nucleotide messenger RNA. Lineage: Eukaryota; Dinophyceae; Suessiales; Symbiodiniaceae. The record is from the annotation of a GenBank genome assembly.